This is a messenger RNA of Teleopsis dalmanni, 861 nucleotides long. RefSeq names its product seminal metalloprotease 1-like. Bases 80 to 856 code for a protein of 258 amino acids. Gene Ontology annotation, molecular function: metalloendopeptidase activity; zinc ion binding. NCBI's taxonomy places the organism in Eukaryota, Metazoa, Arthropoda, Insecta, Diptera, Diopsidae. The record is from RefSeq and is a predicted model, not a curated record. The transcript has 2 exons. Gene Ontology annotation, biological process: proteolysis.
UGACAUUAUAAAACGGAAUGCGUUUAAUGAACUUCACAGUUCAACUGCAUGCAUCACCCAGAGUGGAUUAUUAUUCCCAAUGCACUUUUUAGUCAUUUUAAUACUUUACGCUGUUUAUGCAAAAACACAGCCAAUUGCGAAUGAUUCCGGUAAUGUGGAGCUGCUUGGUGGUGGCUAUGAGGGUGACUUGAUUUUGAAUUUGGAACAAAUGCAGUUGCUAAAACAGAGUCAUCCCGUCGACUGGAAGUCACGUAAUGGUCACUCAGAUAUGCGGUAUCGUUGGCCAAACAAAACAGUCUAUUAUAACAUCAGCACUAAAUUUUUACCAAUUGAGAUUUCGCAAAUAAGACGUGCCAUGCGGCAUAUUGAAAUACACACUUGCAUCCGUUUCGAGGCAGCUGCACCCAACAUGGAAGCAUUUGUGCUUAUAAGUCACUCGUUAAUGGGUUGCAAUUCAGAAGUUGGCUAUCAAGGACGCGUUCAGCACAUUAGACUCAUGCGUAGCUUAGCAGGCGUUAGCUGUUUUCGCUUCGGGUCUAUUGUGCAUGAAUUAUUGCAUACAUUAGGUUUCUACCAUCAGCAGAGCACCCCAGAUCGUGAUCAAUAUGUACGCAUUAAUUAUGAGAAUAUACUCCAUGGCAGUGAGCACAAUUUUCAAAAAUAUGCUGAAGGCUUUGUCAGCGAUUUCGGUAUAAGCUACGACUAUGCCAGUAUUAUGCAUUAUGGUCCCUAUGCUUUUUCCUGGAAUGGUAGACCUACUAUUGAACGAUUACAUAGUAAAUCAACUGCUAUUGGACAACGCUUCGGAUUGAGCGCAAAAGAUAUACAGAAAAUUAAAAAAAUGUAUUCUUGCUAAGAUUU